AUGGAGUUGAUUGAUACAACAGUUUUUCGUGGAGUACAGAAUUUUGAUGUCGAGAGAAAAAAACGCCUAUUAACUGAGAACGUUUACAUGAGCAACAUAUUGGUCUCUUUAAUGCUCGAAUGCGGACGCUUGGAGACUUUCACGUGUACUGUGUCAUUACCUCGUCUCAAGAUCCUGUAUCUUGAAGACAUUUGUGUUGAGAAGGAUCUCCGCGUGCAGUCUAAGACUCUAAAAAUAUUUCGUCUCGUGCUUGAGAAAACUCGGGGUGCUAAAAAUUCUUCUAUUGAGAUUGAUGCUCCAAGAUUCGUGUAUAUGAGUCUUAGAGAUCACCAAUCUGUUAGGAUUUUGGUGAAGAAAUUGAGCUCCUUGUUCAUGGUCGAGAUUGAUAGUACACCUACAGUCAGUUCCAGUCCUUUUGAACCAUUGUUUUCAAGGAACAAAGAUGCUAUGAGUAAUUUGUUUCGUGGGUAUGUCUGGUGUAUGACAUAUGAUCAUUGCUCAUUCUACUCUUGA
Messenger RNA from Microthlaspi erraticum, 513 nucleotides. The record is from the annotation of a GenBank genome assembly. Lineage: Eukaryota; Viridiplantae; Streptophyta; Magnoliopsida; Brassicales; Brassicaceae.